AAGCGGUUAUGCGGCCUCGGCUCAGCUGACCUCGGGGGCGGGCCGGGAGGAUCCGUGGGGUUCCCGGUGGUUCCCGACUUGCCCAGCCGCCUCUCCGGCUUGCUGCGCGGGUGCCCGGGAUGGUGCCCGGGCCACAGACGAGCUGCCAAUGCUUCCUCCUGCUGCCUCUGCUGCUGCUGCUGCUGCUGCUGGCGGCGGCCUCGCCGGGGCAGAGCCGGCCGAGCUCCGUCGGCUUCAGCUUGGCCGGCAGCUGGCUUCUCCGCAACCGGGACGGCUCCGUGGCGUUGGAGGCGCGGGUCCCGGGCUGCGUGCACAGCGCCCUGCUCCAGCACGGCUUGAUCCAGGAUCCUUACUAUAGAUUUAAUGACCUGAAUUAUAGUUGGAUCUCCUUGGAUAACUGGAUCUACAGCAAGGAAUUUAGGAUUCCCUUUGACUUCAGCAAAGUGCGAAAAGUAAAUUUGAUUUUCGAGGGAGUUGAUACAGUUGCAGAGGUUCUACUCAAUAAUGUCACUGUUGGGAAAACAGACAACAUGUUCAAUAGAUACACCUUUGAUAUUACCAAGGAAAUCAGAGAGCUCAACACCAUCAAGCUUCUUUUCCAGUCAGCAGUUUCAUAUGCUGCUCAGCAAAGCAAGGCUCAUGCAGAGUACCGGAUACCACCCGAGUGCCCUGACCCUGUCCAGAAAGGAGAGUGCCAUGUUAACUUUAUUCGAAAGGAACAAUGUUCAUUUAGCUGGGACUGGGGUCCUUCCUUUCCUACUCAAGGAAUAUGGAAAGAUGUUAGAAUUGUGUCUUAUGAUAUUUGCCACUUGGAUGACUUUACUUUUACUCCUACUUAUGUGAGCAGUGCCAGAGAAUGGAAUCUUAAAAUAGAGGCUUAUUUUGAUGUAGUUAGCUCAAAACCACUUGGUGGCCAAGUAACCGUGAGCAUCCCAGGUUUGCAGACCCACCAGAUAUAUGACAUUGAACUUUGUCCUGGGCAAAGCAUGAUCCCCUUGCUCCUGAACGUCAACAAGAACACUACAGUGGAGACUUGGUGGCCUAAUGGACAUGGAAACCAAACUGGGUACAAUAUGACAGUAACUUUUGAAGUGGAAGGAGGCUAUCAUAUUGAAAAAUUAACUAAGGUUUAUUUCCGGACAGUAGAACUUAUAGAGGCUCCAAUAGCUGGGUCCUCCGGUUUAAGUUUCUACUUCAAAAUUAAUGGACUUCCCAUAUUUAUCAAAGGAUCUAACUGGAUUCCAGCAGACUCCUUCCAGGAUAGAGUAACCUCGGACUUAUUACGACUUCUUUUGCAAUCUGCUGUGGAUGCUAACAUGAAUACUCUACGUGUUUGGGGAGGGGGUAUUUACGAGCAAGAUGCAUUCUAUGACAUCUGUGAUGAACUGGGACUAAUGAUAUGGCAGGACUUUAUGUUUGCCUGUGCUCUUUAUCCCACUGACCAGGCCUUCGUCAAUUCAGUGAGAGCAGAAGUUGUUCAUCAGAUCAGAAGAUUGAAAUCUCACCCAUCCGUCAUCAUAUGGAGUGGUAACAAUGAAAAUGAGGCUGCUUUGGCAGAGAACUGGUUUUUUGUGCCACCCAGUAAAUUCCAAAUCUAUGCCAGAGACUACGUGACUUUGUAUGUGAAAAAUAUCAGAGAAAUUGUCCUGGCAGAGGACCAGACUCGUCCUUAUGUUGCAUCUAGCCCUACAAAUGGAGCAGAAUCCAUAGCUGAAGGCUGGAUUUCCCGUAAACCUCAUGACACCCAUUUUGGUGAUGUACAUUUUUAUGACUAUGGCAGUGACUGCUGGAACUGGAGGGUGUUUCCUAAAGCUCGAUUUGUUUCUGAAUAUGGAUAUCAAUCCUGGCCCUCCUUCAGUACAUUGGAAAAGGUCUCCUCUGCUGAAGAUUGGUCUUACAAUAGCAGUUUUUCAUUGCAUCGACAGCAUCAUAAAGAUGGCAAUACUGAGAUGCUUGAUCAGGCUGAUAAUCAUUUCAAGCUUCCUCAAAACUCGGAUCCAUUGGUUAUGUUCAAAGAUACACUCUACCUUACACAGGUGAUGCAGGCCCAGUGCAUAAAGACAGAGACAGAGUUUUACCGACGAAGCCAGAAUGAAAUAGUGCAUGGUCAGGGCCACACCAUGGGGGCCCUUUAUUGGCAGCUGAAUGACAUCUGGCAGGCCCCGUCCUGGUCUUCACUAGAGUAUGGAGGCAAAUGGAAAAUGCUUCAUUACUUUGCUCAGCAUUUCUUCUCCCCACUGUUGCCGAUCGGCUUUGAAGAUGACGAUGUAUUUCAUAUCUAUGGUGUUUCAGACCUCCACGUGGAUUACAAGAUGAUGCUUACUGUGAGAGUAUACCAGUGGAGCUCUCUGGAGCCUGUGUGUUCUCGUCAGACUGAAUACUUGGUGGUGAAGGCAAGCCAGGCAGCCCCCCUCUACAAGGAGCCAAUGGUGGAAUUGUUGAAAAGGUGUGGCCAGUGCACAAGACAAAGCUGUGUCAUCUCCUUUGUCCUGACAGCUGGUGGUGAGCUCUCCAGCCCCACUAACUAUCACUUCCUGUCCUCCCUGAAGGAUGCUGUGGGGCUGGAGAAGGCACAGAUCACUGCCAAGAUAACCCAGCAAGGGAAGGUGUACAGUUUUGAACUCAGAACCACAGCUAUUGCUCCCUUUGUUUGGCUGGAUGUAGGAAGUAUACCAGGGAGAUUUAGCGACAAUGGUUUCCUCUUGACAGAGGAGAGAAAAACAAUACUAUUCUACCCGUGGAAGUCCACCAGCGUUACUGAACUUGAAAAAUCUCUUCGCUUGAUUUCACUGGCAGACAUUUACUGAAGAAAUACCAGUUUUUUUUCAGAGUGACCAUUUAAAAAAUCAAAACCAAAAAUCAUGUGAUUAUUUAUGUGGUGGAAAAACUUUUAAAAACUACAACUCCUAUUUAUAUUGAAGACACUGGAAAGCAUGGGAAUAAAUGGACUUUUCCUUAAUAUGAUUGUGGUAAGAGUAAUACUUCCUAGGGCCUUGUUCUGGGCCCUAGGCUGGGCUUUUUUUCCCUAGGGCUCCACCCCAUGCAGGCAUUAAAAACCAUCCUUGCUUACCUAGCACUUAGAACAAAAACUUUAGAUGUGAAUGGAGUUUCCUGGUUAACAAGGUAUAAAUGAGCCAGGUUCAAGGAGUUCUAGCUGUUCACCUGGAUGGGCUUCUCUGAUUGAGAACCUUCGUGGAUAAUGCAGAUGCAGGAAAGUUGGGCUCAACUGAAUCAGUGAGGGAGAUGAAACUGUCUACUCAGGCCUUCAAUAUGAUGGGGGGCAGGGAAUCCCUUACAGGUCUCUAAAGACAGAGAGAUUUUGGGGUUGGAGAGUCUUGACUUAUGAGCUAGGAAACACUAGGUAAUAUAGGAUGAUAAUAUAGGAUGAUUUUCAGCAUCAACCUUUGCACUGGGCCUGGCUGCACUGGAGAGAGCAAUGACUUUUAGUUACCUUACUCAUUGACCCAUGUUGAGGAUUUGUGGCCAUAAGAAGUGUCAUCUUGUAGCCCUGAUAUUCCUGGUUUUGCUUCUCUUCAUCAUUACUUAUUCACUGUUUGACAGAUAGGAUGGCUUACUUAGAGAAUCCAGGAGCUUCAACUAAAAAAAAAUAACUGAAAUAAUCGAUUACUUCAGUACAGUAUGUUGUAGGUUAAAUUUAACAAAAAGGUAAGCUGAGGCAUGUUUCUCCAAGCAAGAUGUCAUUUUAUUAACAGGGGCAUGCUAUUUGUCAAUAAAAGGGUCAAUAGAUGCCUCAGUUUCUAGCCAAAAACCCAUAAUUGAAGCUGCAGCUCAUUUUUAUAAACAUUGAAUAAAAAACAGUACAGGGUAGGGAUAUCUUGGAGUUGAGGACAGCAUGAUUGGUUACAUAGCUGAGAUAUGGGAAAUGACAUGAUUGGUUGGAAGUUUGGUAAUGAGAGACCAGCAGCAACUCCAUUCUUCUCUCUUGUGACUAAGAGGUGUUCAUUGAGUCCGGCUGCAAGGUUUAGCGAUAAUGGACCAGAAUUUUUAGACAGCAAACCAAAUAUUCUUGAAGGAUAGCUUGGUGGUGUAAAGAUACUAGACCAGACUCUUUUAUGGCAAGUCAUAUCCCCCAAGGUUAGUUAAAUUUCUUGAGGGAAAAAAAGAACAGUGAUUAGCAAGAGAACUGGAUUUCUCAGGGCAGCUAAUAUAACAGUCACUAGGCUGUUCGACUCUGGGCCAGUCCCUUAAUCCCAAUUGCCUCACCAAGAAAAAAAAAAAAAGAAGAGAGAGAGAAUUGGAU
This is a messenger RNA of Vombatus ursinus (common wombat), 4261 nucleotides long. It is a transcript of the gene MANBA, whose product is annotated as mannosidase beta. The record is from RefSeq and is a predicted model, not a curated record. Lineage: Eukaryota; Metazoa; Chordata; Mammalia; Diprotodontia; Vombatidae. The coding region runs from base 120 to 2807 and encodes 895 amino acids. Gene Ontology annotation, molecular function: beta-mannosidase activity. Gene Ontology annotation, biological process: carbohydrate metabolic process; glycoprotein catabolic process. The transcript has 17 exons.